This is a messenger RNA of Nicotiana tabacum (common tobacco), 855 nucleotides long. NCBI's taxonomy places the organism in Eukaryota, Viridiplantae, Streptophyta, Magnoliopsida, Solanales, Solanaceae. The record is from RefSeq and is a predicted model, not a curated record.
AUGGGAGAGGAGAGCAUAUGCAAGCAGAAAUCCAGAGUACAAUGGCCCAAAUUAGGGGACUCAAACUCAGCUUAUUUCUUUGCCAGCAUCAAGAAUAAGAGAGCUCAGAAUCAUAUUAAAUCACUUGCUAGUGCAACGGGUGAAAUUAUCCAAUCAGAAAAGGGGAUAGAGGAGGAGAUUCUAGGUUUCUAUAAGAACCUACUUGGGGCUGCAAAUCCCACAUUACCUGCUAUACAAUUAGAUUUUAUAAGGAGGGGAUCUAUCAUAUCAAGGGCACAACAGUUGCAGCUUAUUCGACCAUUUACCAGGAAAGAAGUUUGGCAAGCAUUACAGGGGAUUGGUGAUAACAAAGCUCCAGGGAUAGAUGGAUUUAACUCAUUGUUCUUUAAGAAAGCAUGGAUCUCAAUUGGAGAUGAGCACACUCCAGGGAUUAUGGAUAGCCUCAUUGAUGAGAGCCAGGAGGUAUUUGUACCUGGCAAAGUCAUAACUGAUAAUAUUAUCCUUAGCUAUGAAUUAGUGAAAGGAUAUGGGAGGAAAGGGGUGUCACCAAGAUGCAUAAUCAAAAUUGACAUGCAAAAAGCUUAUGACUCUAUAGAAUGGUUGUUCCUAGAACAAGUUCUAAAUGAUAUGAACUUUCCUGAAAUAUUUGUUAGGUGGAUCAUGGUAUGUAUAUCAACAGUCUCAUACUCUAUAGUCAUAAAUGGUAAAUCAAGUGCUCCUUUUACUGCAAAAAGGGGAGUAAGGCAGGGUGACCCCUUGUCACCAUUCCUGUUUGUGAUAGCCAUGGAUUACCUCAGUAGACUACUAAAAACAUUGAAAGAUAAUAUCACGACCCUAAAACCUGCCCAGUCAUGA